This is a messenger RNA of Corticium candelabrum, 2351 nucleotides long. RefSeq names its product mRNA cap guanine-N7 methyltransferase-like. Lineage: Eukaryota; Metazoa; Porifera; Homoscleromorpha; Homosclerophorida; Plakinidae. The record is from RefSeq and is a predicted model, not a curated record. Gene Ontology annotation, biological process: signal transduction; 7-methylguanosine mRNA capping. Gene Ontology annotation, cellular component: nucleus. The transcript has 11 exons. The coding region runs from base 21 to 2033 and encodes 670 amino acids. Gene Ontology annotation, molecular function: mRNA 5'-cap (guanine-N7-)-methyltransferase activity.
CGCCAGACCACAGAUGCUUGAUGCUUUCGCCUAUAGCUAAGGAGCCAGUUCCAGUCGACAAACCCGAUGUGUUAAGAGAUAGUGUUGAACACGAGUCCACGUUAACAAAGGAAAAGCAGAGCGACGAAUUGUGCCAGAAGAAAUACGACGCCUUUGUGAUUCAUAGCAGCGGAGACGUGGAUUGGAUAGAAAAGAUGAAACACGAGUUCGAGACAGUGCGGAAAAUGAAGCUUUGUAUUCCUUACAGAGACUGGGAAACUCAGCAAUUUUGUCACAAACCAGACGACCUAAAACUGAAUUAUUCUUUGAGUCAGAGUGAUCUUGUUCUAGUUAUUGUUACUAAGAAGUACCUAGACAGUGAAAGCUGUCAGAGAGCAACAGACCGGGCUCGGACAAACUGGAGUAGUAAAAUAAUCAGGGUGAUAUUACAGCCUGGUUUAUCUACUGAACGUUUGAGUGGAUUAGGACCGAAAAUUGAACAGUUUGAUCCCAACGUUCAUGGAAACUUCUUCAACCACUUAGUUGAUCUAAUGGAGAAAAUAAAAAGGCCAUCUGAGAGACGAGACGACACACACCAAGACCGUUUGCCUACUGAGAAUGACGAGCAAUUGAGAAAUGUAGGUAGCGAUGCUUCAAUGCAAAUGGACGUACAAUCAGCAUCGACUUCUAGUGAGAGCCUGCAGGACAGCAGUGCUGUUCAAAUCUUGGAUGGAAGAGAGGGUUGCCAUGCACCCAUAGAGCAUCAUGAUGGUCAAUUAGAAAAUGAUGAAAGAUUGUCUUCUGGUAGUUCUGCUGGCUAUCAAGUACAGCCUGAGGAAGUCAAAAAUAGUGAAAGCGUUGCAAAAUUUUAUAAUUGCCUACCAGAAAAAGGAAUAGAUUAUCGCAAGAAGAGUGUCAUAUUUUAUUUACGCAACUUCAACAAUUGGAUCAAGAGCGUCUUGAUAAAAGAGUACCUGAACAAGUUGAAGAGUAAACACCCAACAGUAUUGGAUCUUUGUUGUGGGAAGGGAGGAGAUCUUUUGAAAUGGAAGAUAGGGCAGGUUGGCUAUCUUAUUAUGGCAGACAUUGCGACAAAGUCAGUUGAACAAGCUGAAGAUCGGUGGAAGAAUCGCAGUAGAAAAGUAAUUCAGAGAGCAGAGUUUAUUUCAGCUGACUGUACCAGAGAGGAGUUAAGUCGUAGGUACACUGCUAAUGUAAAAGUUGGUGCAAUUGACUUGACAAGCUGUCAGUUUUCAUUUCAUUAUUGCUUUGAGAGUGAAUCACAGGCUCAUAUGAUGAUUCGUAAUGCUUGUGAAUAUCUUCGUCCGGGUGGGUACUUCAUUGGAACAAUGCCAAAUGCGUAUGAAUUAGUAUACAGAGUCAAGAGAUCUGAUGAUUUUUCAUUCGGAAACAAAGUGUACAAGGUGUCUUUUGAGACAAAACCAGAUGACAAAGGACGCUUUCCAUUGUUUGGAGCAAAGUACCAUUUUCAUCUGGAGGGAGUUGUUGAUGUUCCCGAGUACUUGGUUUACUUUCCUCUUCUUCAAAAAAUGCUGGAGAACGAAUAUGGAAUGCGCUGUGUUCUUCAACGACCUUUCCACGAGUUCUUUUACGACAACUUUGAAGAUGACACUAAUGCAAGACUUUUGGUUGACAUGCAAGCUCUUGAUUUCGAAUCACGGGGAAAGAGGGAUCUCUUGAGUGGUACAAUUAGUGAAGAGGAAUGGGAGGCAAUAGGUUUAUAUCUGGUGUUUGCAUUCCAUAAACCAUAUAACUCAAGUCGACGAGAUGAAUCAGAUACAUAUUUAGGUAGUACUGGUGGCGGUCAUGAAAAGUUGGCUGAAGAGAAGCAUGGUGACAAGCUUGGCGACAAACACGAUGACAAGCAUUGUAAUGAACACGAUGACAAACACGACAACGAACAUGAUGACGAGCAUAACAAGCACGACAAUGAGCACGACAGAGAAGAUUAUAAUAAGUAUUGUAAUAGAAGCAGUGAUGAAGGCAAUGAUUCAAAGCGACCUUGUUUGUCUGGCGAUGUUCAGCCAGACUGAAGAAUAUCUUCAUCUUUUCCAUCUGUAUUCAAGGUAAAGCUUGACUGCUAUUUACAAUUGACUUUUUGAUGAAAGACAAAAAUAGGGCAGAGGCUGCAGAGUUUAUUGUAAAUAUAUUUUUCAUGAUGGAUCAGACUUCUCCAUAAAGCUGACAUAACACAUAGCUGUUUGGAGAAUAAUGUACAAUCUUCAUUCCAGAACAUUUGGAGGUAUACUAAUUGAGAUUGUAGCAGUAGGGAUGCAGAGACUCCUGCAGCGAUUAGUUAGGGAUGUUGCAGAAGUUAGAGUUUCAAAUGAAUACUAUGAGCUCUGUUUGAA